AUGGCCUCACUGAGCCGAGCCCUGCGUGUAGCCACCACCUGCUGUGGAAGGAGACCUGCCCAGGGCCUGGGGCUGCAGCCCCUCGCCAGUGCGGCCAGUCCCACAGCUGAGAAGAAUGUGCCGUACCAGCGGACCCUGAAGGAGGCACUGGGCCCCUCAGAGGUGGCCCAAGGACCCAGCCAGCCCCUGCCCAGCACAGCCAAUGUGGUGAUCAUUGGUGGUGGCAGCUUGGGCUGCCAGACCCUGUACCACCUGGCCAAGCUGGGUGUGAGUGGGGCAGUGCUACUGGAGCGAGACAGGCUGACCUCUGGGACCACCUGGCACACGGCAGGCCUGCUCUGGCAGCUGCGGCCCAGUGACGUGGAGGUGGAGCUUCUGGCCCACACGCGGCGUGUCGUGAGUCGCGAGCUGGAAGAGGAGACUGGGCUGCACACAGGCUGGAUCCAGAAUGGGGGCCUCUUCAUUGCAUCCAACCGGCAGCGUCUGGAUGAAUACAAGAGGCUCAUGUCGCUGGGCAAAGCCUAUGGCGUGGAAUCGCAUGUGCUGAGUCCAGCAGACACUAGGGCUCUGUAUCCGCUGAUGAAUGUGGACGACCUCUACGGGACCCUGUAUGUGCCGCAGGAUGGUACUGUGGACCCUGCCGGCACCUGUACCACUCUCACCAGGGCGGCUGCUGCCCGGGGAGCACAGGUCAUUGAGAACUGCCCAGUGACCGGCAUCCGUGUACGGACAGAUGACUUUGGGGUACGCCGGGUUGCAGCUGUGGAGACAGAGUAUGGCUCCCUCCAGACGCCCUGUGUAGUCAACUGUGCAGGAGUGUGGGCAAGCGCUGUGGGUCAGAUGGCCGGAGUCAAGGUCCCGCUGGUGGCCAUGCACCAUGCCUAUGUUGUCACGGAGCGCAUCGAGGGGAUCCAGAACAUGCCCAAUGUCCGCGAUCAUGACGCCUCUAUCUACCUCCGCCUGCAAGGGGACGCCUUGUCUGUGGGUGGCUAUGAGGCCAACCCCAUCUUUUGGGAGGAGGUGUCAGACAAAUUUGCCUUUGGCCUCUUUGACCUGGACUGGGAUGUAUUCACCCAGCACAUUGAAGGUGCCAUCAACCGCGUCCCUGUGCUGGAGAAGACAGGGAUCAAAUCCACAGUCUGUGGUCCAGAAUCCUUCACACCUGAUCACAAGCCCCUGAUGGGGGAGGCACCAGAGCUCCGUGGCUUCUUCCUUGGCUGUGGCUUCAACAGUGCAGGAAUGAUGCUGGGUGGGGGCUGUGGGCAGGAGCUGGCCCACUGGAUUGUCCAUGGGCGCCCGGAAAAGGACAUGUACAGCUAUGACAUCAGGCGCUUCCAUCACUCACUCACAGACCACCACCGCUGGAUCCGCGAACGCAGCCACGAGUCCUACACCAAGAACUACUCUGUUGUCUUCCCCCAUGACGAGCCGCUGGCAGGGCGAAACAUGAGGAAAGACCCCCUGCAUGAGGAGCUCCUUGGACAAGGCUGCGUGUUCCAGGAGCGACAGGGCUGGGAGCGACCAGGAUGGUUCAGUCCCCGAGGGACAGCUCCGGUCCUUGAUUAUGACUACUACGGGGCCUAUGGAAACCCUGCACACAAAGACUACACCUACAACCAGCUGCUGAAGGAUGAAUAUACCUUUGACUUCCCACCCCACCAUGCUGUGAUCCAGAAGGAGUGUCUGACCUGCAGAGGAGCUGCCGCGGUGUUCAACAUGUCCUACUUCGGGAAGUUCUACCUGCUGGGGUUGGACGCUAGGAAGGCUGCUGACUGGCUUUUCUCCGCCAAUGUUAGCCGACCCCCAGGCUCAACGGUAUACACCUGCAUGCUGAACCAUCGGGGGGGCACCGAGAGUGACCUGACUGUCAGCCGCCUGGCCCUUGGAUCCCAGUCCUGCCCCCUGGCCCCCGCCUUUGAAGGGGAUGGCUACUACCUGGCCGUGGGCGGGGCUGUGGCCCAGCACAACUGGUCCCACAUCACCACAGUGCUACAGGACCAGAAAUUCCGGUGUCAGCUCGUGGACAGCUCUGAGGAGCUGGGCAUGAUCAGCAUCCAGGGCCCAGCCAG
Messenger RNA from Castor canadensis (American beaver), 2069 nucleotides. NCBI's taxonomy places the organism in Eukaryota, Metazoa, Chordata, Mammalia, Rodentia, Castoridae. The record is from RefSeq and is a predicted model, not a curated record.